This is a messenger RNA of Helianthus annuus (common sunflower), 2205 nucleotides long. Its product is annotated as dolichyl-diphosphooligosaccharide--protein glycosyltransferase subunit 1A. The coding region runs from base 135 to 1973 and encodes 612 amino acids. The record is from RefSeq and is a predicted model, not a curated record. NCBI's taxonomy places the organism in Eukaryota, Viridiplantae, Streptophyta, Magnoliopsida, Asterales, Asteraceae. Gene Ontology annotation, cellular component: oligosaccharyltransferase complex; membrane. The transcript is spliced from 11 exons.
GACGUUUUCCUACAGAAAAAACAAACAGCACACCUUACUGGUCUUGCAUAGGACCAGUCCUAAUUUACUCCGUUUUCGUCAAUAUCAUAAACCCUAAAUUCAACACAUUUGAUACUUGAGAAAGAAGAAGAAUCAUGAGUAGCUUUCGAUUUGAUCUGCUCGUUUUACUAGUAUUUUCCAUGCAUUUUGCCCCUGCACUUUCCGAUCUGGUCAUCUCCAAGCUUGAUCGACGGAUUGAUCUGACUUCACAGAUUGUGCGGGUGACAUUGACCUUUAAGGUGGAGAAUACGGGUACUGAUCCAGUUUCGGAGGUAUCUUUGACCUUUCCCGAACACCAAGCAAAUAAUUUAGCACUUUUGGCUGCUGUUAGUACCGAAGGAAAAGGAAAAACAAGAGGUGCAGCUACCAAUCUACCAAUCAAGAUCAAACAGCCUGAUGAUUCACCGCCAUCGUUAAUUUGGUAUGCUGCAUCUCUGCCCAAGGAACUGGGUAAAGGAGAAAGCUUAAACAUCGAUGUUUUGGCGGUUUUCACCCAUGUGCUGCGACCAUUUCCCGAGAAAAUCACUCAAGCUGAAUCCCAGCUCUUCUUAUUCCAGGAUAGUGCACAUUUUACAUCGCCGUAUAAUGUUAAGGUCCAGUCGCUUACUGUUAAACUUCCAAGUGAAAGUGUCGAAUCUUAUACAAAACUUGAAAACACCAAGUUUUCUGGCUCGGAGAUUAAGUAUGGUCCUUAUGAGAAACUUGCUGCUUUUUCAUACUCGCCGGUAAUUGUACAUUUUCCAAGUAACAAGCCGUUUGUGGUAGCAAAAGAGCUGGUGAGAGAAAUAGAAAUCUCACAUUGGGGCAAUGUACAAGUGACUGAACAUUAUAACAUAAUCCAUGGUGGUGCUCGGAGCACGGGUGAAUUUUCAAGGCUGGACUUCCAGGCGAGACCACAUGUGCGAGGUGCAUCAGCUGUUAGAAAUCUUAUUGCCAUGUUACCACCAAGAGCCCAUUCUAUCUACUACAGAGAUGCCAUUGGCAAUAUUUCAACGUCUAAUAUAUAUGCCGAUUCAAGCAAAACACUAGUCGAACUUGAACCUCGAUAUCCUAUGUUUGGUGGUUGGAAAACUUGUUUCACCAUCGGUUAUGGUUUACCCCUUCAAGACUACCUGUUUCAGUUAGGGGGGACCCGCUUCUUAAAUAUUACUUUUGGUUCACCCAUGAAUGACGUGCUCGUAGAAAACCUUACGUUAAAGGUUGUUUUGCCUGAAGGGUCAAGAGAUAUAUCUGUUUCAGUUCCAUUUCCUGUAAAACAGUCACAAGAGACAACAUUUUCUCACUUGGAUAUUGCUGGUAGACCCACAGUUGUGGUGGAAAAGGUUAAUGUCGUGCCAGAGCAUAACCAAUAUUUCCAGGUUCACUACAAGUUCAGCAAUCUUUCGUUACUUACAGAACCGUUGAUGUUAAUAUGUGGGUUUUUCUCCCUAUUUGUUGCUUGCAUCAUCUAUAUGCAUGCCGACUUCACCAUCUCAAAGUCUUCUGCUUCAUAUAUAGCAAAACUGCAAUGGGAUGAGGUGCAGGGUACUAUUCAGCAGCUUCAAGAUAUUAUCAAUCGAUGUCUAUUAAUCCAUGAUAAGCUAGAAGCUUCACUCAGAGAACUUUCUAGAACGGGUGAUGUACAAGCUAGUAAAGCAGUCCGCAAGUCCGCUGACGCUUUAUUGAAGGAUUUUUCCAAAGAAUCAAAGCCCCUUUUGGCUAUCCUACAAUCUUCCCCACAAGCUGCACAUAUAUUACCCAAGGUGGAAGAGUUGGUUGUGAAGGAGAGAGAUUUACAAGAAAAGAUUAUGCUAAAACACACAAUGGUGGUGGACUCUUAUGAGAAAAAAUCCGGGGGACGGGAUAUUGAAAACCGUGUAGCUACAGUCCAGCAAAAGAUCUCUGUGUUAAAGCAAGAAGUUGACGAUCUUCUUGAGUUUAUUGAAGAUAUUUAAGCGAAUUAUGCAUAGGUGGAGACGCCCGGGGUCAUCUAAGUUCGUCAUCAUUUUCUUUGUAAUUUUUGGAAAACGAUAUUAGGACCCUCGUAUUGUAGUCCGCAGAGAGGAAAACUUUAUUUUUACCGUGAUCAGGAAGUACGCGCUCGGACAACAUAUGUGCCUCUUUCGUAGAAACUUGAUUUUUAUACUAAAUGACUUUAGUUUUUAGUAAUGCUGAUUUGCUUGAAUA